Bursaphelenchus xylophilus (pine wood nematode) is the source of this 2661-nucleotide messenger RNA. The record is from the annotation of a GenBank genome assembly. Lineage: Eukaryota; Metazoa; Nematoda; Chromadorea; Rhabditida; Aphelenchoididae.
AUGGAAUCAACUAUUGAAUCUCAUGGAUGGGAUGGACAAGUAAGUUUUAGGAGAAAAAGCGAAUUUCCAAAGAAUUAUUUUACAAUUCUCGUUUAAAAGAACAUCUUUGAGCGUUUUAAUAUGCUGUUAGCUCGAUGGAAUCAUUUUAUUAGGCUUAUAAUUGCAUUUUCAGUUCACUGUCCAACAAGAUGAAGAGCAAUAUGCAAAAAUGUCUCAAAUCUUGGAACUCCUCGUUUCCGCCGGCUAUUUUCGAGCUAAAAUAGAUGGACUCAGCGCGUUUGACAAAGUAAAUAUUAUUGCUUUUAUAUUUUAUAUUUUGACAUUUAGAUCGUUGGAGGAAUGGUUUGGUGUAUACAACUGUGUGCCGAAGUGGUUGAUGUUGAUCUUCUUUAUUCUGAGAACUCUUCAAUUGGACAGAAAAUGUAAGAUCCCGCUUUUUUUCUUAUGUGUUUACAUCUUUUAGGUAAUAAUUUAACUUAUUUUAGUGCUCUGACCCAAAAUAUUGUCAAAGUUCUGCCCAAUUUCAAGUGUCCCCACUCGAUUGAGCCCCAUCAAAUCCAAGGACUUGACUGUAUCAACAUUUAUCCUGUUGUGAAAGUAAGAAAAACAUUAUUUUUUAUUUAUUGUUGAAAAUUUAGUGGCUAGUCAAAGAGGCGAUCGAAGCGAAGGAAAAAUAUGGCGAUGAAAUCCUUCGAUAUGCAAGUUCUCAAUUCAAGAAUACUGGGUGGGCAAUUGAUAAUGAACAACCGACCAGUUCAAUCAGUUCAGAGGUGGAGCGAGCAAAGCCAGUGCGAAGAAUGGCAAGGGCAAAUAAAGAGGGCUUCAAGAACAUCAAAGACGAUGUGAGAAGUACUUUGUUGGAGUUCGGAUUGUAAGUUUUUGAGUUUUUGGAGCUUUGAGAUUUUUAAUCUCAAAAAAUAUUCUCCAUUUUUAGAGAAGUUGAGGACGUCGUGAAAAAGGACACCCAAUUUGACGAUGAUUUGGGCCGAGAGAAGCGCAAAGAACUUGAAGAAAGUUUCCUCCGGGAUCUCCAAAUCACCGAGCAGUUGCGGAACGAGCUGGUUGAAGCCGAUCCACUCCAGCAAAAACGAGUGUCAGCGAGGAAAGUGAAUUCAAUGAUCGACUCAAGUGCCCUGGAGAAAGUUGCCAAAGAUUCGGAGGGUUUGAAGCUGGGAAAAGUCGAAGAAACGGAAGAGGAUUUGGCAGAAAUGGAAAAGAAAUUAUUGGGGGAUUUGGAAAAGUUGAAGAAAGAAAAUGAAGAAAUGGAAAAAGUUGUGGAGGAAGAGGAGAAUAAGGUCCAACAAAUCAGCGAGAAACAGCAGUACUUGGACGAUUUGUUGACCAAUACGGAUCCAGGUAAGAAAUGGUGGUUUUUUGAGGUUGUUUUUGAUGAUAUUGGAUUGGAAAAAUUUUGAUGAAAUUUGGCAUAAAUUUCGAUAAAAAUUUUUGAAAGAAAUUGCGAGAUUUUUAGUCAAAAAUUUGCCAAAUUUAUGGCGAUCAUGGAAUCGGAAAUCUACCAAAUUUUUUUACAAUUUUUGAGAUGAAAAAUUGAAUUAGUUUCUGAGGAGCAAAAAGUUUCAACAAAAAAAAUUUUUUUUCCGGGUAGGCAUCAAAAAGUGUGACGAAAAACCAAUUUUUUGUCUGACCGACUCUCCUCAUUUUGCGUGCUCUAUGAUCAAAAACAAAGGGUCAAAUUGUUUUUUUUUUCAUCCCUUAUGACUUCCUUGCAGAGAUCAUCAAACAAGUCAGCGAUCUGCUCGACCAAUGCCAAGAGCUUCGAACCGGAGAAUCCGAGUUCAAACGAGAAUGCCGCAGGCAAAUUGAGGAGGCCGAAGCCGAAAUCGAACGACUACAACAACUCGCCGGCCCGGAUCCUGAGAAGAUCAAAGAAUUACGAGAGGAAAAUUCGCAACUCGAGGAGGAACUGGCCCAAAUUAAUCAGGAGAUUUUCUAUCUUUCCAAAAAAUUGGACUCCACUCCCACUCAAAUUGAACUAAAUCAAUAUCAACGGAGGUUUGUGGAGUUGUAUAAUUUGGUGACAGCGAAACAUUUGGAAGCCCGGAGACUGUACAUGUUGAACAAUCAUCUAAUCGAUGCAUGUAAAUUCACCAAGAAAGAGAUUGAUUUGUUGAUGUCGAUUGAUGAUCAAAAAGAGUUGUAAGUUCAGUUGUUGGUUUCAUGAGGAAAUUGUAAAAGUGUGAGGAUUGAUUGUGAAGGAAUUCGGGAUAUAGUAGACCAAAAAUUUUUAAAUUUUUUUGGGAGAUUUUAGCUGAUUAUAUGCUGAUUUCAUUGGGAUUUUUUGAGGAGGCUUUUGGCAUGGACAAUUUUUUUUGAUGGUCGGUAAAAAACAGAAGUAAAAUUAAGCCUUUUCGCCGAAUUGUCUCCAAAAUUAAUUCUGAAUUCAUUUUCAGAGCCCUGAAAGAAGCCUACAAGUCUUCAUUUGUCGAGAACCUCCGAAAAAUCGUCUCCGGAGUCGACGAAAGUUUGGACAAAAUCAUGAAGAAGAAGGCCCAAACCCAGCAAGCCAAAGACUCCUCAUUCCGAACACUUCAAGACCUCAGGAAACAGAAGAGAUUGUACAUAAAAACUAUUGCUGAUUUCCAACAAGAAUGCCAGAAGAAUGAGAGAUUACGCGAACUCUUGAAAGAGAGAGACGGUUAG